GCCGGCGUUCUGCUCGCUCCCGGUGCAGUCCGCUGCGGAACUGCUGUGGAUGCUCCAGAUGGACAGGACGCGGAGCAGCGGGGGGGAUUAACCACGGCGUUUUUGUGUCCCCGGUGAGUAUCGUGGAAAAAUGUCCAGCAUUUUGCACGCAACGUCCAAAGCAAAAUGGAACCGGUCGGCCGCUGCGAAGCGGGCUGUCCUCUUGGUGGCCGCUGCGUACGGGGCGAAGGCUCUGUACCCCAUCAUCUGCAGACGGAUCCGCGCGAGGAAAGACCCCCGGAGCACCGUCGCCGCACCGGUAGAGGAAAACGGCUCGCUGCUGCCGCUCUCUGCCACCCCUUGCGCCCGGUCCCCCGCCGUGAACGCAGAAUUCUUCCGGCAGAUCGCCGAAUUGGCGCGGAUCCUCUUCCCCCGGCUGCUCGCCAAGGAGGUCGGGCUGCUCUGUCUGCAUUCGGUGGCCCUGGUCUCUCGGACCUUCCUCUCCAUCUACGUGGCCGGCCUAGACGGUCAGAUCGUGAAAACCAUCGUGGAGAAGCGGCCGCGCAGCUUCGCGCUGAAGCUGAUGCGCUGGCUGCUGGUCGCCAUCCCGGCCACCUUCGUGAACAGCGCCAUCCGUUACCUGGAAUGCAGGCUGGCGUUGGCGUUCCGGACCCGCCUGGUGGACCAUGCCUACCGGACCUACUUCACGGACCAGACCUACUACCGGGUCAGUAACAUGGACAGCCGGCUGGCGAACCCGGACCAGUCUCUCACAGAGGACAUCAUGGUGUUCUCGCAAUCGGUGGCGCAUCUCUAUUCCAAUCUGACCAAGCCCAUCCUGGACGUACUGCUCACCUCCUACACGCUGAUCCAGACGGCCCGGUCCCGGGGCGCCAGCGCCAGUGGACCCACCCUGCUGGCCGGGCUGGUGGUGUUCGUUACCGCCAAGGUACUGCGGGCUUGCUCGCCGAGGUUCGGGCGGCUGGUGGCGGAAGAGGCGCACCGACGGGGACACCUCCGUUACGUGCAUUCGCGCAUCAUCGCCAAUGCCGAGGAGAUCGCCUUCUACCGGGGCCACGCGGUGGAGAUGAAGCAGCUGCAGAAGUGUUACAAAGCCCUGGAGGAGCAGAUGAAACUCAUCCUGUCCAAGCGCCUGUGGUACAUCAUGGUGGAGCAGUUCCUCAUGAAGUACGUAUGGAGUGGCAGUGGAUUGGUCAUGGUAGCCGUGCCCAUCAUCACAGCCACCGGCUUCGCCGAUAGCGAGCUCGCCGACGGCCAGACCCAGGUGCUGGUGAGCGAGCGGACAGAGGCCUUCACCACGGCGCGCAACCUGCUAGCGUCCGGCGCCGACGCCAUCGAGAGGAUCAUGUCUUCAUACAAGGAGGUGACAGAGCUAGCCGGCUACACGGCCCGCGUGCACAACAUGUUGGCUGUGUUCGACGAGGUGCAGCAAGGCAUCUACAAGCGGGCAGCAGUGUCCCAGGCGGGGGAGGGCGAGAAGAGCCCAGUGCCCAUGCACAUCGACGGCCCCCUGGAGAUCACAGGGAGAGUUGUCGACGUGGAAAAAGGUAUAACAUGUGAAAGUGUCCCCAUAAUAACUCCCAACGGGGAUGUCGUGGUGUCCAGCCUGAACUUCAAGGUAGAGGAGGGGAUGCACCUGCUGAUCACAGGCCCUAAUGGCUGUGGAAAGAGCUCUCUCUUCCGCAUCCUCAGUGGGCUGUGGCCAGUGUACAAUGGCCUCCUGUACAAGCCAUCCCCCGAGCACAUGUUCUACAUCCCUCAGAGACCUUAUAUGUCCCUCGGAACCCUGCGAGACCAAGUCAUCUACCCCGACACGGUGGAGGACAUGCACACCAAGGGGUACAGCGACUCGGACCUGGAGCUCAUCCUGGACAUAGUCAACCUCAACCACAUUGUCACCCGCGAAGGAGGUUGGGAUGCAGAGAUGGACUGGAAGGACGUUCUCUCCGGGGGAGAGAAACAAAGGAUGGGGAUGGCCCGCAUGUUCUACCACAAGCCAAAGUACGCCCUGCUGGAUGAAUGCACGAGCGCCAUCAGCAUCGACGUGGAGGGCAAGAUUUUCCAGGCUGCGAAGGAUGCUGGGAUCUCGCUGCUGUCGAUUACCCAUAGGCCUUCUCUCUGGAGGUACCACACGCACCUGCUGCAGUUCGACGGCGAGGGGGGCUGGCGUUUCGAGCAGCUGGACACGGCCACCCGGCUAUCGCUGACCGAGGAGAAGCAGCGGCUGGAAUCACAGCUGGCCGGAAUUCCCAAAAUGCAGCACAGACUGAACGAGCUCUGCAAGAUCCUGGGAGAGGAUUCGGUGCUGAAGACGGCGCCGUCCGCCGAGUGACAGGCGGAUGAGUACGGCACCAAGGCCCGGCAUGCUCCAUCCUAACGCUUUUAGGGAAGUGGAAUCAGGGAUUUCAGGAAAACCACUCUUAGGAUUUUAAAUUGUGAAUGUGAUCGUUGGACAUGCUGAGAGUGACUGGCCUGUUUGUCCCUUACCCAUCAAACCUGUCCUCUUGAUGGCUGUUAUUUGGACCGGAGGUUGUGGUAUGAGCCUCGUUCACGCGCUCGUUUCAUUUAUAUUUCCUUUAUACUGCUUGGUAAUAUUGUUUCAGACGCUGACUCCAUCGUCUGGGCUCUGUGAUCCUGAAACACCGUGUCGUCUCUGAGCAGUGACCCGCUUGGAGUGUCAAUGUGACAACAAACCCAUUAUAAGUGAAGAUAGAUCGGUGGUAGAAGGAGCAUUCACUAGUGACACGGUGAGGGCCAGAAGGUCACUUCACCUGAAGAGCUGCUGUCCCUUUAGAUGUCACAUGUCCAGAAACAUCAGGCUGCUAGCCUGCUCCCUGAAAGCUCCCAUCUGAUUGGUCGCUUUCAUAAUACAGUCCUGUCUGAUAGGUCACAAUGAUAAUCUAUCCACCAUACAGUCUCGUUUGAUAGGUCACAUGUCCAGGACACAUCCACUAUGAAUUCAAAUAAUGUUAAUAAGUUGAUUAGGUACACCUGCUUCUUAAUGCUAACAGCCUGCUCAUCCAAACAGCCAAUCAUGUGGCCGCAGCUGAAUACAUACAGCACACAGACAGGGUCUGUCUGGCUAAGCAUUACAACAGCUAAGAUGCCUGACCUAAGCGAUUUUGCUCAUGGCGUGACUGUUGAUGUACAAUCGUGGUAGUCCCAGACACGCACCACAUUGUUCAGAGUUUACAGAGGAUGGUGCAAUAAACAAAAAACUCCCAAUCAGGGGCAUGAACACCAUGUUAAUGAGAGAGGCCAGAGGGGGGGUUAAAAGCCAACAGGAAAACCACAAGGGCAAAAAUAAAAAACUGAGUAAGACAGUGACGAACGGAAAGGCAUCCAUGAUCACACGAUCCACCAAGACUUGAAGUGGUUCUGGAGAAAGGGGUGUUUGGCAUUGUACAUGGUACCAGCUAGGUGUCCCUAAUGAAGCACCACGGUAUGGGUCACAUGAUACAACGCCACACCCCCAAGCCCCUUAAUUAGCGAAAGUCAGCAGGUGCUAAUCUCUGUUUCAGCUGCUCCACCUGAUGUCAUGUUUACAGGCCUGUGUUCUUGAGAAUGAGGAAAGCAGGACCCUUUUCUGUGACGCGGUCAGCGGGCGACUUUGCCCAUUUGAUGCUCAUCCCUCAUGCCCUCCUACAAAUUCAGAAUUGUCCCACAAUAGAUCAUAGUCUCGAUGUCGCACGACACGAAACUCACUGUUGAUUUUUAGCAUGUUAGCCAUCUUUGUGGUUCACUGUUGCAAGUCUUGCAUAGUUCCUCUUUUGAAUUAGAAACUAGUUUUUAAGAUACUGCCAAACCAUUUUCUUUCUGUUUCGAUUAUGCAGUUUUGUGCAUUUUAAUUAUGAUAGCUGUUUAUCAUGUAAUAUCCAGAAUCAACCCCUGUUGUUUUUUGUCUGUUAUGUAAUGUUUAAGCAUUUACAUCAUCUCAGACUGUGAGACUGAAAAUGUGAUCAUUUUAAUGUUAUUGUUGAAUGAUAAUUCUUAUUACUGGAGAAAAAAAAAACAUUUUUGUUCAUGUAACAAAAGAAUUUUAGAAUAGUUUGCUUGAAUGAGGCAAUGUGAAUGAUUAGAAAGACCGGCUACCCACCUGUCCCACACCGUAGGGUGUUCAGUGAGGUCAGUUGGCCUCCCGUCCCGCACCGUAGGGUGUUCAGUGAGGUCAGUUGGCCUCCUGUCCCGCACCGUAGGGUGUUCAGUGAGGUCAUUUGGCCUCCCGUCCCGCACCAUAGGGUGUUCAGUGAGGUCAGUUGGCCUCCUGUCCCGCACCGUAGGGUGUUCAGUGAGGUUACUUAGCUUCCUGUCCCACACCGCAGGGUGUUCAGUGAGGUCAUCUACAAUCCUGGACCAACUUUUACUAGCUAAAAGGUGCUGAAUUAUCGUGACAGCAGAGAAACACUGGAAACAGCUCACUGUCUUCUGUUACCCACCAGUUUUACCCAGUAUGAGGCCCCCAGCCUCAGCAGAUUCAUUCAGCAGAUUGCUGUCUGGGUGACGCCAAGCGGGAGAUUGGCUCUUUCGCACGCUGACUGACAGAGUCAUGCUUAUGGUCUGCACUGUAUAUGAAAGAGUCUCGCUGCUUCUCACUAUAGGAAAAGUAGCCGCUGUCAGCCACCAUGAACAAUCUCAGACACAGCCGUCAUUCAGCACGGACAUUUCUUCAUGCUUUACCUUGAUACAGGCACAUCAAAAAGGACAUCGAAACAUUUAUUAAGGUUUAGCCUGAAUGUGAUACUGCAUCCGGGGAUUGAGAUAUGUGUAAAUAUUGCUUUGCCAUGAUUUUUGAAUAAAUGCAAGAGACAACACGGUUA
Molecule: messenger RNA, 4817 nt
Organism: Paramormyrops kingsleyae
Lineage: Eukaryota; Metazoa; Chordata; Actinopteri; Osteoglossiformes; Mormyridae
Gene: abcd2
Product: ATP-binding cassette, sub-family D (ALD), member 2
Biological process (GO): long-chain fatty acid import into peroxisome; very long-chain fatty acid catabolic process; fatty acid beta-oxidation
Cellular component (GO): peroxisomal membrane
Molecular function (GO): ATP binding; ABC-type transporter activity; long-chain fatty acid transmembrane transporter activity
Source: RefSeq, a predicted model, not a curated record